UGCGCAGGCGCAGUGGCCGGAAGACGGACCGUGUGUUUCCAAAAUGGCGGCAGCGAUGGAUGUGGAUACCCCGAGCGGCACCAACAGCGGCGCGGGCAAGAAGCGCUUUGAAGUGAAAAAGUGGAAUGCGGUAGCCCUGUGGGCCUGGGAUAUUGUGGUUGAUAACUGUGCCAUCUGCAGGAACCACAUUAUGGAUCUUUGCAUAGAAUGUCAAGCUAACCAAGCGUCGGCUACUUCUGAAGAGUGCACCGUGGCAUGGGGCGUCUGUAAUCAUGCUUUUCACUUCCACUGCAUCUCUCGCUGGCUCAAAACACGACAAGUGUGUCCGUUGGACAACAGAGAGUGGGAAUUCCAAAAGUAUGGGCACUAGGAAAAGAGAAUUCUUCCAUCAAGCUUAAUUGUUUUGCUAUUCAUUUGAUGACUUGCUCUCCUGUUACUUAAUUAUAAAUUAGAUAGAAUCGUGUCUUUUCUGCUUUGUCUCUUCAGUUUGCUAUUCCUGCAGCCAUAUGUAUUCUGUGUCAAAUAAAGUCCAGUUGGAUUCUAGAAC
Messenger RNA from Talpa occidentalis (Iberian mole), 547 nucleotides. RefSeq names its product ring-box 1 (gene RBX1). Bases 44 to 370 code for a protein of 108 amino acids. NCBI's taxonomy places the organism in Eukaryota, Metazoa, Chordata, Mammalia, Eulipotyphla, Talpidae. The transcript is spliced from 5 exons. The record is from RefSeq and is a predicted model, not a curated record. Gene Ontology annotation, cellular component: cullin-RING ubiquitin ligase complex; nucleus. Gene Ontology annotation, biological process: protein ubiquitination; ubiquitin-dependent protein catabolic process. Gene Ontology annotation, molecular function: ubiquitin protein ligase activity; zinc ion binding; cullin family protein binding.